Molecule: messenger RNA, 1540 nt
Organism: Xyrauchen texanus (razorback sucker)
Lineage: Eukaryota; Metazoa; Chordata; Actinopteri; Cypriniformes; Catostomidae
Product: C2H2-type zinc finger protein
Exons: 3
Coding region: 193-1110 (305 amino acids)
Source: RefSeq, a predicted model, not a curated record
AAUCAAACACACCCGAGAAUCACUGGCAGGUCUGCGAGUGUCAUUCAGUUCAAUUAUUGGCUGGAAUUAGAGCCGUGUUUGAUAGCUGUAAAAUAAUAAAUCCUCUCAACAACUUUUUAUUCAGUACAAUUUGUUCUUCCUGUUCUGCAGGACAGUUGAUGUGUUACAAGCUGUUUCCUGUUUCGUAUCAGGAUGUGUCGACAAACUGCCAUUUUUAGAAAUGUGUUUCUUGUGUCUGUACUCUCUGUCCGAAGCCCUCACGUAUCUCAAAUCAAAUAUUAUAGAAUUCGAGCCGCGUUUGAUAGCCCUAAUCUAACUCACAAGUCUUUUCUAUCCGCACAGAUUAUUCCGUCCUGUGAUGUUACAUUUUGCUCUGGUUUUAGAAAAGUCUUCAGACGUGAAUCCAGUGGAGUUAUAGAGGAAGAACAGGACAGAAAUAUUGAUCACAAAAUGUUACAACCAAAUGAGGAAUAUGAUGAUAUCAGUCUUCUGGAGCCAUUUGCAGUGAAAAGGGAAGUUGAGAAUGAGGAAGUGCUUGUCAUAAGAAGAGUGAAAGGAAGAAAGAAUACAGCAAGCAAGCCUCAUUAUUGCUCACAGUGUGGAAAAAGCUUCAAUCUGAGUGCACAGUUAACAAGACACAUGCGCAUUCACAGCGGAGACAAACCAUACAAAUGCUCAAAGUGUGAAAUGUGUUUCAGAACUAAAGAGAAUCUGUCUGAGCAUAUACACAUUCACACUGACCAAAGACCUUAUACGUGCUAUCAAUGCGGGAAAGGCUUUUUACGACCAGGAAGACUUGAAAUCCACAAGAGAAUCCAUACAGGAGAAAAGCCUCAUAAUUGUGCUCAGUGCAGGAAAAGUUUUAAAAGCCCAUCAGAACUCCAGCUUCACACAGCCAUACACACAGGAGAAAAACAUUACUACUGUUCUCAAUGUGAGAUGAGUUUCAGACGAAGCGGACACUUGACAAGACACAUGCGUAUUCAUACUGGUGAGAGACCUUUCCAGUGUGCACAAUGUGGGACAUGUUUCUCACGAGCAGAACACCUCAGAGGUCAUCAGGUCACAGUUCACAGACAAACAAAGCAAACAGAUAACCUUGAAGAAUGACGUAUGCACUGCAGUUUUACAGUACAUUUGUCCCUAAAUCGCUUUCACAUCACUUUUUGUAAUCAAAUCACUUUGAUAUGAAACCUCUUUUGUAUGGGAAGUGUUUUCUAAUAUAAAUAAAUACAUAUAUAUGAACAGAAACUGAUGACAUUAUAGCAUGCAAAAAAUGUUCAGUUAUAAGUAAUUAAACUACUGUGUUGAAGUUGUAUUAUUAAAGCUUAGUGAAUCUAUCACCGCCAUAUUAGGCACUUGGUUUGAUUGUAAUUAUUUGUUAAUUUGUUGAGUUAAAAUUGUAAAAAUAUUGAUUUAAAAACAAACCUCACCUGACAAGUGAAAGUUGUCUCAUCUGUGGGUUAUGUAAUAAUGAUAAUGGGAUUAAAGAAAUUACAUUAUAUUUUGUAUAAUUCAAGUUGAAAAAUGUGAAAAUAAA